This is a messenger RNA of Guyanagaster necrorhizus, 563 nucleotides long. RefSeq lists its product as uncharacterized. The transcript has 5 exons. Gene Ontology annotation, biological process: endoplasmic reticulum to Golgi vesicle-mediated transport; endoplasmic reticulum membrane organization. Lineage: Eukaryota; Fungi; Basidiomycota; Agaricomycetes; Agaricales; Physalacriaceae. Bases 23 to 460 code for a protein of 145 amino acids. The record is from RefSeq and is a predicted model, not a curated record.
UUUUUUUUUUUUUUUUUUCAGUAUGCCGAAGGUUGUUUCGCGUUCUGCUGUUUCAUCUUCAACAGAUGCACAGCCAACAGCCUCAUCCGCGGCUAGCCUACGCGUCUACUAUUGCAUCUGUGGCGAGUUCAUCCUUGUCAUCGACAAAUCCCUAACGGCUCUCCCCAAGCGCAAGACUGACGGCGCUAUUGUCAUUCGAUGUCAGGAUAGCGACGAUGCAAAGGCUCGGGUGUUCAAGCUAAAUGCAAAUCUUGGUGAUCCAGUUCUAAUCGAAAGACAAGGUGGUCAUGAACGGCAAUAUCGCUUCCUCUGCCCUCGGUGUACCUUGCCCGUCGCAUACCAGUCGACGCCGCCGCCAGCGAAAUCGGGUCCCUUCAUUUACCUCUUGCCGGGCGCUCUGACCCAGUUGCAAGGUCAAGUCCCCUCUGACGCUUUCGAUAGAGAUUAUGGGAAUACAUAGCAUAGUAUUUCGGUACAUUAAAAUUACCCUGGCUAGUUUUCUUUAAGUGUACAUUAACGCUGUGUUUACCCACCCGCAGGCUUCGAAUCCAAUCAGACCUGGA